Messenger RNA from Lymnaea stagnalis (great pond snail), 2959 nucleotides. The record is from the annotation of a GenBank genome assembly. Lineage: Eukaryota; Metazoa; Mollusca; Gastropoda; Lymnaeidae.
AUAUGUGAAUUUACAGAAUGGUAAAUUAUAAAUCAAAAGAUGGCAAAUUCUUUAUUCACGAUAAGUUUAAAUUUUAUUGUUUCGAGGCUGUCACUGAUAGAUUCUCUUGUUGAUUUCCCAGACACGAUUGGCUUGGAAAUUUUCCGCGCUGCGUUGGCACAAGAUAAGUUUUUGCAUUUGAAAAAUUCGCAGUUGACAAGAAGAAGUCUUCAGGUGACUUUAAUUUUAAAUUUUAAUUUAUAUUCAUUGUUCGUUAUACAAUCCAUUUUUCUUAAAUUCACAUGCUAUGACUAUGAUAUACAUUGUUUUAAUACUAAAAUAGCACAGUGUAAUUUUAAUAAUAAUUCAGGAGUCGUUUUGAGUAGCUUUUAUUAUUAUUUAUUAUUUCUGCUUUCACAUUGACAUUAGGCUAAUGAAGGAGACACGGUGGCGGAGAAUGGGGGUGUAGUGACAUUGACAGUUGUGAGAAUUUAUGUCAAUAUGUGGAAACAGGAGUAAGGCUCAUGUCUCUCAGUGUGGUAAACUCAGCAAAAUCAUUGUGCCCCCCCUCCCCCCUGGACUAAUUUAUCCAUCCUGACUAGCCCCAAGUGUUAGGUUAGGGUGACCAAACGUCCCGUAAAAACGGGAUUGUCCCGUUUUAUCACUAUCGUUUUAUUAAUAUGAUUUUUGAAAAAAUAAAAAGUACAUAUGCUUUUUAACCGUUUCGUUAAUGCUGAUGUUGACGCGAUGUCACAAUCACCCACUUUCAUUUACCAAGGAUGUCACAUUGGGGUCAUAACAAAGAGGCAAAGAACUUUUCUGAAAUACCACUGAAAUCUAGUCGACAUCAUAUUUCAAUGCUAUAUAUUUCUUUAUUCUUUAAUUUAUAGAGAAGUUAAUAAUUAAUAGGGUAGGGAAUGAAAAAAUACUGGAAGUUUCUCUGUAAAGUUUUUUAAUUGCUGAGUCAGCAAAAAUCAAUGCCCAAAACCAGCAAUAAUGAAAGGGUUAAAUAAAAAUAUUUGGCAAAAUUAAUUGGAAAAGAACAUUAAAACAUAAAGGGCCAUCCAUAAAUGCAUCACCCUAUUUCGACCCAUAGAGUAUAGAAAACAUCAUCACUCACACCCCCCCUCUACCCCUUCUCUUCAUUAUAAUAAGCUUAUCUUUUUCUUUUUAUCUUUGUGACAGAUUUUUUUUCUGGCGUAUGGAGAUUUUGGAAUACUUGAAAGUGUCUCACUUAAAGAAAGUCAACUAUUUUUAAAUGAUGUUGUUGAUACAUGCUGGUGGUUGUUUGAACACAUAAAUUAUUUAGACUUAUCACAUUGUGGUCUUGGAGAUGACCAUGAUAUCCUCCCAUUAUUGAUGAGAGGAUUAAAGUAAGCACUGGUUAGAUAUAAUUGUUACUAUAUCACAUAGUCCCCAAACUGAUCCCAUGAAAAGUUUUUAACUUCCAUACCCAAAUUUUCAGUUAUUACAACUCAUGGGGGUCCUGUGUGGUUCACUUUUGCACACACCACUUAAGCUUCUGGAUCAACUCAAAUCUGCAUCCCUGCAUCAAUCUAAGUUGAAAUAGUUUAUGAUAUUUAUUAAAUGAAAUUUGAACUGAACCGAAAGAGUAUGAUUACAUGCGUCAAUAGAUAAUGUGUGUGCCUAGAAGAUUUCCUACAAGUUACGAUAAUCACUGACGUGUUAUUAUGUGUUAAGGUCUGAAGCCUGAUUGCACCUUGUAAAUGUCAUUUGAUAUAAUUACCUAAAAAAAUCUUUGAAUUGAAUAUCUCUCAUAAAAAAAUACCAGACUGAUUUGUUGUCACAUUCAUUAAUAUUACUAAUUACCAGUUACACAGUUAACUUAAAAGAGUUAUUAUUUAUAGGGUACUCAUUUGUUUGAAAUCCUUAAUUUCAUAGGUUGAAAACUUUGAUUCUUCAAAACAAUUCAUUAUCAGAUGAGGGUGUCAGGAAACUGACAGUACAACCAAGAAUGUUUAAAAAGGUGUCUUCUCUGAGCUGUUUAGAUCUUUCAGGUAAUUUAUAGCCCAUCAAAUUAACCUUUCUAACUCUCAGGACUCUGAUAUUUAUUGGAAAUGCUUGUUCUGCAAGACCAUGAACAAUGUGGAGAAGGUUAUGAUAGUAAUAAAAAAGCUUCCUUCAAUCAUGGCUUUUAAUAUUCAUCUUGAUUUUUAGAAAAGUUAUGGUAAACAUCUUCAAGCUUAGUGUUUUAAAUAGAAAAUGAACUAUAAUUUAGUUAAUGAUGGAAUCCUAAAAAAAAUUUAAAUACCUUCCUACAAUAGUCUUAACAUGUCUUGGGGCAGUGAGACAAAAAUACAACAUUUGUACACAUACUAUUUUCAGUUUAUCCUUGAUAUUUCAGAUAAUGAAGUGCUCACUGAGAGAAGCAUCAAACUACUAAAAUGCUUAUCAAAUUUGUCUUUGUUGAAAAUGUCAAACACAGCAUUUGUAUCUGAGGUAUGACAAAAAAUGAAUUGAAUAUAGCAUUAUUUUAACUACAGUACUUCUUUAGGCCUGGGGUUUCAAUCUAACAAUUUCUGAGCCACUAAUCAUCUUCAAGCAGUUUCAAUCUGGCCAAAAGCAUUAAUAAGAGUAAGAGACCCUAAAAGGAACCCUAUCAUCAAGACAAGCUAAUUUCCUUAAGCUUAAAUAGUUUCCCUGUGUUUACUACAACAUGAUUUUAAAAUUAAAAAAAAAAGCAAAUGAAGUUCCAUCAUUGUUUUGAUAGAUAAAGUUGUAUCCAUUAAAGUUAUGUAUAUAUAUUUAAAAUUACAUCAUUCAAUGGCUUUAUUUUUAUAUCAUAAUUUUAAAAUCAGUCAUUAUUUCCAUUUUUUUUAAUCAUCUGUUGCUAACUGUACAUUUAUUUGAAAAUAAUACAUGUAUUAUUUUAAGGCUAAGAAUGUGAGUAAUGAUUGGCUUGUAUCAACUGACCUGUGCUCAUGUAUAAUAAGAAGUUUUAACGUGAAAACAAGUGGCU